Fonsecaea erecta is the source of this 861-nucleotide messenger RNA. RefSeq lists its product as hypothetical. Gene Ontology annotation, molecular function: fatty acyl-CoA hydrolase activity. The record is from RefSeq and is a predicted model, not a curated record. Lineage: Eukaryota; Fungi; Ascomycota; Eurotiomycetes; Chaetothyriales; Herpotrichiellaceae. Bases 1 to 861 code for a protein of 286 amino acids. The transcript has a single exon.
AUGUCGGCCCAGCGCGCGAUCUGGCGUGCCUCUCGCGCCCUUGUUUCCCCCAGGUCGCCGGCCUUCGCACCCAGGAACUACUCCUCUGCCCCCCGAACCGCGACCGAGGAAUCCAAGAGUGCGAUCUCUCCUCGCUGGCUCUCAGACACAAAAGCCCGGAUCGGACGAUGUAUCACCUUCGGCCUCUCACCGAAGCUCGUCGACGAAGCCGGCCAUGUCCUCCAGGUCCUGGCCCGAGACUGGCGGGAGCUCGUCGCCGGCAGCGAGGGCUAUCUGACGUCGGAGAAAAGAGCAGGCCUACACCGGCAGAACAUCGUCUGGGGCGAGCAGGACUCCAUGGGCCACGUGAACAACGUCAUGUACGUUCGGUACGCCGAGAGCGGACGGUGCAAUUGGAUCCGCAACUACAGCGGACACAUUGACCCGGUGCACAAGAGGCAGUGGGAAGAGCUGUUGACCUCGCGGGGCAUUGGGCUGAUCCUGAAGAGCAUCACGGUCGAUUUCAAGUUCCCCAUGACGUGGCCCGACCGGAUCUCGGUCUACCACAAGCUUCGGUCUCGGCCGGACGAGACGACAGAGUCCUUGAUCCUGGAUGUCUUGAUCAUGUCCGAAGUGCGCCAGCGGCCGGCAGCCAGGUGCCUGGAGGACAUCGUGGUGUAUGACUACAGAGUGGGCAAGAAGAGUACUCUGGAACCAUUCAUGCUCGCGCAGUUGAAGACGACGUUUGACCUGCAAGAGGCUGCAAAGAGGGAGAAUCACACCAAGAUCCAGUGGAUCGAGGAACGCGUCCGGGCCCUCGAGACCGGGUCCUGGGAUAGACAUGAUGCGAAGGAAGACUUUGGCGGCGCCGGAACGCAAUGA